This is a messenger RNA of Didymodactylos carnosus, 3747 nucleotides long. Lineage: Eukaryota; Metazoa; Rotifera; Eurotatoria; Philodinida; Philodinidae. The record is from the annotation of a GenBank genome assembly.
CGAUUUGGUACGAUUUUGUCUGAUUCAGAUACGAUCAUAGUACUAUUCUUCGACCUGGGUGGUAUAAUCAUCUUCACCUAUCUUAAGAUAGGUGAAAAUCAUUAUACACAAGUAGAAAUUAGGAAUUGUUCGCAUGCUUUAUCAGUUAUUUUCUAUCAAUAAAGCUUAAAUCAAACAUGUAAAAUUGAAAGGGCUACAAAAUAAGCUAUAGUACGUUGUUUCAAACCUUAAGUUUAAAAGACUUAUUAGCAAAUUACCGAACCCAUACGAUGAGUUUAUCGUGCGACAGGACAGUCAAUGAAGUACAGUGGUGUAAAUAUGGGAAGACCAGGAAUGGCUUUCAUACAAGAAAAUGCAGGAAAUAACAAGCUUCAAAAUUAAAAUACAUUAGAUUCUUGUAAACGUAUGCCUUCAUACAUUCGUACACUAAAUACUGUACAACUAUGCUGAUUGUUGCUUAAAGUACGUGACAAAAGCUUAAGAUUUUUCUUUUUCUAACAUUUUUCAUCAACCAUGACAGCUAAAACAGUACUAAAGAACGCUUUGAGCAGCUGAAACAUUUUUCUAUCCGAUAAGGCGUAUACAAAAAGUUUUCUCAAAAUGUUUAAAAAGCAGGAUUUGGGAAAAAUCUUUUUUGGGAAAGACCUACUUUCAAGUAUUCUAGCUUCUAUCGAUAGUUUUGUGUUAAUAGUUUAGUUAGAGAGAGUAAACGUUUCUGAGGAAAAUAAGACGUCUACGAGCUCUUUACAAUAGGUUUUCAUCGAUUUACAUUAUAUUUAUUUUGACCCAUCUGUUCAUAUUUGCUCCUAUUUUUUCCAGCUCCUAUUAGAAUAUAAGUAGUCGAGGCGAAGUCGUAUCUAUAGCCAAGAGCAUGUGAAAAAAUAAAUGUCGCCUGUAUGCGACCAUAUGCACAUAUUAUGACCAAAUUUUGUUAGCACCAAGACUUUCACAUACUUUGUUUUAAUCUGAAAAAUAUGUUAUACCAUUGACUAUCAUUUCUACUUGUUGUAUGAGUACAUUUCUACCAUAAACUAUGAAUUCAUUAAGUACAAGAACCUUAGCUGUUGAGUUCAUAAAUGGGUGGAAUAUGAAGGAUGGCUAGUUUUGAAGAUCAGUUUUCUCUGUAGUUGAAUUUGUUGCGAAAUCGUUUUGGAAAAAAUGAUCGGUGCCACUUUUCUUGCUAUGCCAAUAAUAUUUAUUCUUGUUUAAACUCUUUUAUUUUAGGCAACAAUUGAAAAUGCAGUUGAACUUGAAGAAAAAAUAGACGCUUAUGAAAAAGAUGAAAUUAAAAAUGUAUUAAUUCUUGUUAUUGAUGCACGAAUAGGACAUCAACGUCAACACAUUCCAUUUGCUCGACAACUCAUAGAUAAAUCAGAGAAUACAUGUAAUGUUCAUUAUCAAACACCAAAUGGAGUACCACAGGAACAACAAAAGUUUAUGCGUAAAUAUUUUAUUAUGUUAUUACAUUUACCAGCACAAGAAUUAUAUAAUCAAUCAUGUUUUCCAUCAAUAUUUUUACAAGAUUGGAAUUUUUAUUUUUUUGAUACAUGUACACUAUCAAGUGCAUUUCAUUUACAAAAACUGUUAGAUAUUUUAUGUCAAUCAUCAUAUUCUAAAAUACAACAACAAUCAGAUCAACAAUUAGAUGAUAAUAUUCAAUUAUAUGAUUUAAAUAUUUUAUUUGAUGAUUGUUUAUGGGAAUUUUGUUCACGUUUACAAUUAGUUAUACAAGAAUUACCAAAAAAUUUAUUUAAAAAUGAUAUUGUUUUUGAAUUUUAUCAAAAACAAACAAGUGUUAUUAAACGUGUUCAAUGUUUUAAACAAAUAUUAUCAAAAUGUUCACAAUUACAAAAACGUAUUAUGGAUAUUUAUCAUGAACAUUUAUUAAUAGAAAAACAAUCAUGUAAAAAAAUAUAUAAUUUAAUUUAUCAAAUAUCAAAAGAUAUUCUAUGUGGUAAACGUUUUGAUGGUCUUGUUGAUUCUGUAAGAUUACAAAUACAAUCAUCAUUAAUAAAUUUUGUUUCUUGUAUAUUAAAAUUUCUUGUCAAUGAUUAUGGAUUAGAAACAUUAAUUGAAUCAUCAACAUCAACAACAAACAAUAAUUAUCAUACAAUGUUAAAUUUAAUUGAUUAUUCAACAUUUAAAAUUGAUGAUAAUACUGAUACGACAAUAAUAACAGAAGAUACAUUUCAAUUUGUUACACAUUAUUCUUUUAUACCACAAACACCAUUAUUUCAUUUAUUUCAUCAACGAAUUAAAUCGUAUGCUGAUGAUAUUAAAGUACAAAGUAUUCUUAAAAAAGAGAGAAAACCUGAGGAUCAUACUACAACAGUAACAACAGCUGAUAAUGAUCAAUAUGAAGAAGAAGACGAAGAAGAAAAUGAUAAUAAUAUAAUUGUUUUGACUCCUGAACAAUUUCGACAUGAACUAUUCAAAGAAAUAUUAAAAGAUGAAAUAUUAGAUAAAAUUAUCACUAAACAAGUAAUAAACUCAUAUUCAAUAGAUUUAAUAAAAACAUUAUGUACAAUUGUUGAAAAAAAUUUUAAAAAUGAAUUAAAUGAACAUGAAAAAACAAUUGAAUUUUUAUCAAAAUGGUUAUUAUUAUUAGAUGAAAAUGAUAGUGAUCUAUAUGAAAAUUGUACAAAUAAACAAGUAUGGUUAUUAUCGCAUAUUUAUACAUCAUUUGAAUAUGAUAAAAAUGAUUUAUUAUCUUUGUAUAAUGUAUGUCGUAUUUUAAAUCAUCUUGAUUCUACACUUGAUUUUUAUACAAUAAAAACGAAAAAAGAUGAUGAUGAUGAUAAUAAUAAUAAUGAAAAUGAACUACGUACACGUUCCAAUGUACGUGAUCAAUUAUUUAUUUUAAUGUUUGAUUAUUUAUGGAAACAUUUAUGUUUACCUGAUAGAAAUCAUCAACAAUGGAUAGAAAUUUAUACAUUUAUAACAAAAUAUUAUCCAUCUGAUAAAGUAUUACAACGUAUACAAUUAACAAAUAUUAAAUCUAAAAUUGAAUUUAUGAAUUUAGCUUAUUUAAUAUUUUUAAAUGAUAAAACACCUGAACCAAAUGAACUUGUUUUCUAUUUAUUAACAGAAACAAAAUUAGUUAAUAAUGAAAAUAAUGAUAAUAAUUGUUCAAAAUUACAAAUUAUUAUUGAUGCCAUUCAAAAAUAUUUUGAAACUAAACAAGCAAAUUGUUCAACAUUAAUGAUUGAUAGUCAACAAUGGAUUAUAUCAAUAUUAAAAGCAUCUUCAACAUUAAUAAAACAGGAAAUGAAUUAUUUAUUUAAGUAUUUAAAUUCACAAACUUGUCAAUUGUCAUUAGCAAUGAAACAAUUUUUAUUUAAUGAAGUAGCAAAUAUAUAUAUUGAACGUAGUAAACCAAUACGAAAAUCUACAAGUGAUCUUACAAGUGAACGUAUUAGUAUCUUAUUACCUGUUAUUAUUGAAUGUUUGACCGAUAUUGAUAAUAUAUUGGUACAAAAAUAUCAAUUUCCUUAUCAUCCAUCAGUGGAAAAUACUCGGCAAAAUCAAACAUUACUUGAUCUUUAUUUUUUCUAUGUAAGGCGUUAUUUAAAUGAUGAAGUUAUUAAAUAUGACUUUAUUAAUAAAAUUAUGUUAUUAAAAAUACCAACACAAAUUCCUCUUGCGAAACGUCCUAUAGCUGAUUAUUUAUUUAAACAAUUAAAAAUUUAUAUAUCGCUCUAUUCAACAGGUAAAUAUAAAAAAAUCUUUGUUCAAUCUCUUGUUUAA